Raphanus sativus (radish) is the source of this 1893-nucleotide messenger RNA. RefSeq lists its product as uncharacterized. Gene Ontology annotation, cellular component: nucleus. Gene Ontology annotation, molecular function: protein binding; protein-lysine N-methyltransferase activity. NCBI's taxonomy places the organism in Eukaryota, Viridiplantae, Streptophyta, Magnoliopsida, Brassicales, Brassicaceae. The record is from RefSeq and is a predicted model, not a curated record. Gene Ontology annotation, biological process: peptidyl-lysine monomethylation. The transcript has 11 exons. Bases 118 to 1758 code for a protein of 546 amino acids.
GCUGUUUCAGUUUUCCACUUUAAACAAUGAAACCCUCUUCUGCUGCUUCCGUUAACUCGACUCUGUCUCUGUGUUACUUCAAGUCUGCAAAGUUCGUCGCUUUCUCAACUCUUUUUUAUGGUUGGUGCUUUGAAUAUAAUGUCAGAGACUGUUGUUGAGUUAUGCCUAGAGCUGUCCGAAGAUGAUCCCUUUUAUCAACAUAAAAAGAAGCUCUUGAGUUGCAAAGGUUUAGGCGUAAAGGAAACAGUGAGUCUUAGUGGAUCAUUGUCUCAACAGUUGCUGAAUGCUGCAUUGGAGAAGCUGCUUCACUUUGGAAGAAUAGCUAACCUCGACAAGGUGGAAGUUUACUUUGGUGAUGAUGCUUGCACUCCAGGAGGAGUUUACAGUGUUAGAAACGAAGUCUCAGCUCUCACCUGGAUCUUUUCCCUCAUCCCAGCUUCUUCUUGUAAACCGCAAACAUUGGAAGCAGCUCUACGAGAAGCUGUAAAAGUUAGAGUCAGUGAGGUUGUUGGAGCGGAAGGGGAGGAAGCUAGAGUUGGUGAUAGCCAUAGAUGCGAGAAGGAAAGCAGAUUAGUAGAAUGGGGUCAGAGAAAUGGAGUCAAAACCAAACUGCAGAUCACUCAGAUUGAGGGCUAUGGACGUGGAGCUAUAGCUACUGAAGACUUGAAAUUUGGAGAUGUUGCUUUAGAGAUACCAAUCUCAAGUCUCAUUUCUGAGGAGUAUGUAUACAGCUCUGAUAUGCUCCCAAUAUUGGAGAAGAUAGAUGGCAUGACAUCUGAGACAAUGAUGCUAUUGUGGACAAUGAGGGAGAAGCAUAACCAUGAGUCUAGAUUCAAACCAUACUUUGACUCUCUGCAGGAGAGUUUCUGUACCGGUUUGAGUUUUGGGGUUGAUGCAGUCAUGGUGCUUGAUGGUACACUGCUCUUAGAUGAGAUAAUGCAAUCUAAAGAGCUUUUGCGUGAGAGGUAUGAUGAACUGAUACCUCUUUUGUCGAACCACAAGAAUGUAUUUCCACCGGAGAUGUAUACAUGGGAGCAUUACUUAUGGGCUUGUGAGUUGUAUUACUCCAACAGCAUGCAAAUCAAGUUCCCUGAUGGGAAGCUGAGGACUUGUUUGAUUCCUGUCGCCGGUUUUCUCAAUCAUUCUAUACAACCACACAUAGUGAAGUAUGGGAAAGUAGAUGUGGAAACAAGUUCGUUGAAGUUCCCACUCUCAAGACCUUGCAACAAAGGGGAACAGUGUUAUCUUAGCUACGGAAACUACUCUAGCUCGCAUCUGUUAACAUUCUAUGGGUUUCUACCAAAAGGAGAUAACCUUUAUGAUAUCAUUCCCUUAGAUGUUGAUGUCAUUGAUGAUGAUGAUGAUGAUGAAGACAUGGAGAGUGAGUAUUCUUGGACAACUCACAUGUUACGUGGGACAUGGCUCUCGAGCAAUCACAACAUCUUCCACUAUGGCUUGCCUACUCCAUUGUUGAACUACUUGCGGAGAGCUCAUGGUCUUGUUCAUCAUACCGAAACAGAUUUAUGGGAGAACUUGGAAGUAGAGAUGGGAGUACUCGAGAAUCUCAAAUCAACAUUUGACGACAUGAUGCAGAACCUUGGCGACGCUGAUUCUGUGGAUGGAGAAAACGUGCAGUGGGAUGUUAAAUUGGCGAUGGAGUUCAAAGAGCGGCAGAGAAAGAUUGUCUCCUCCAUUCUUGAUUCUUGUUCUGCAGGUAUCGAGAUGGUUCAAAAGGCAAUAGCUAAACCACCGGUUUAAUCAAGUCAGGAUGAGAAAACCGGUAUUGGAAAGGAAAUGAGAAUCGGAUCUUGGAUUUGGUUUCAGUGACAUGUAUGUCCUUAAUUUUGAAUUAAACAGUCUUUUAAGUUAAAAUAUUGAAUCAAUUAAAACCAA